AUGUCUGUGCGCUUUUCUUCUGCAUCCAGACGGCUUGGUUCUUGUGGGGGAGCGGGCUCUUUGAGGCUCUCUAGUGGGGGAGCAGGCUUUGGGGCUGGAAAUGCAUGCGGUGUGCCGGGCAUUGGAAGUGGCUUCUCUUGUGCCUUUGGGGGCAGCUCAUCUGCAGGAGGCUACGGCGGGGCAAGUGCUUCUUGUGCUGCCUUCACUGGGAAUGAACACGGACUCCUCUCUGGCAAUGAGAAGGUGACCAUGCAGAACCUCAACGACCGCCUGGCCUCCUAUCUGGAGAAUGUUCGAGCCCUAGAGGAAGCCAAUGCUGACUUGGAGCAGAAGAUCAAGGGGUGGUAUGAGAAAUUUGGACCUGGCUCUUGCCGCGGUCUUGAUCAUGAUUACAGCAGAUUCUUCCCAAUAAUUGAUGACCUUAGGAACCAGAUAAUUUCUGCAACUACAGUUAAUGCCAAUAUUGUCCUGCAAAAUGAUAAUGCGAGACUGACAGCUGAUGACUUCCGACUAAAGUUUGAAAAUGAAUUGGCCCUGCACCAGAGCGUUGAUGCAGAUAUCAACGGUUUGCGCAGAGUCCUGGAUGAGUUGACCUUGUGCAGAACGGACCUGGAGAUCCAGCUAGAAGCUCUGAACGAGGAGCUGGCUUACCUCAAGAAGAAUCACCAGGAGGAAAUGAAGGCUCUGCAGUGUGCAGCUGGAGGCAACGUGAACGUGGAGAUGAACGCGGCCCCCGGCGUGGACCUCACGGUUCUGCUCAACAACAUGCGAGCAGAGUACGAGGCCCUGGCGGAGCAGAACCGCAGGGACGCGGAGGCCUGGUUCAACGAAAAGAGCGCUUCGCUGCAGCAGCAGAUCUCUGAUGACGCUGGCGCCACUACCUCAGCUCGGAAUGAACUCACUGAGAUGAAACGUACCCUUCAAACCCUGGAGAUUGAACUUCAGUCCCUCUUAGCAACGAAACACUCCCUGGAGUGCUCCUUGACAGAGACCGAGGGCAACUACUGCACGCAGCUGGCGCAGAUCCAGGCUCAGAUCGGGGCCCUGGAGGAGCAGCUGCACCAGGUCAGAACCGAGACGGAGGGCCAGAAACUCGAGUACGAGCAGCUCCUCGACAUCAAGGUCCACCUGGAGAAAGAAAUUGAGACCUACUGCCGCCUGAUAGAUGGAGAUGAUGGCUCUUGUUCUAAAUCAAAAGGCUACAAAGGACCAGGAAAUCAGAUAAAAGAUUCAUCUAAAACCACCAUCGUUAAAACAGUUGUUGAAGAAAUUGAUCCUCGUGGCAAAGUUCUCUCGUCCAGAGUUCAAACUGUGGAAGAAAAAUCCACCAAAAUCAGCAAGAGUGAACAGAAGGUGCCUUCCUGAACUCAAGCACCCGAAAAGAAUGGCCCUUGAAUUACAAUGCCUAAUUGAAACUAGUUUCCUAAGGAAGGGCCCUCUUAUUUUUCUGCUUUUCUUCCGGGGAAUUAAGACAAGCUGUUUUUAGAGUAGUAAUAUUUCCUUGGCUUUCUCUAUGGUGAUGUUUCAAUAAAAGUUCUUCCUGUGGCAAAUCA
Molecule: messenger RNA, 1553 nt
Organism: Cynocephalus volans (Philippine flying lemur)
Lineage: Eukaryota; Metazoa; Chordata; Mammalia; Dermoptera; Cynocephalidae
Gene: KRT27
Product: keratin 27
Exons: 8
Coding region: 1-1365 (454 amino acids)
Biological process (GO): hair follicle morphogenesis; epithelial cell differentiation; intermediate filament organization
Cellular component (GO): cytoskeleton
Molecular function (GO): structural molecule activity
Source: RefSeq, a predicted model, not a curated record